AUGCUUCCAUUCGUUACUCUAUCACUCAUUUUGGGCUCGACCCAGGCGCUCACUUUGCCUGUUCGUUGGUCAAACGAGACGUUUGCUCCUCUGGGGUACUCUCUGGUUGAACCAUCUUCAGGAGAAACUACAUCUUUGGUGCCUUCCAUGGCUCCUACUUCUGAUGGUUCUGGCAGCUCUCUUGCUCCUACUUCUGAUGGUUCUGAAGGCUCUGGCAGCUCUUCUGCUCCUGCGAUGUCUUCUGGGCCUUCGCUGGCUCCUCAGACUGAGUCGGACCCGGUGAGUAAUGCUGCUUCUACGCCAGCACUGUCUUUCCAAGGCAGUAACGCUGGAAACGCUUCUAGUCCUGCUACUGAUUCGCCAGAUACGGGCUUGCCAGGCGCCAGUGGAGCUCCUUUGGAGUCUGGACUGGGAUCUCCAGGAACUACUCCAGCUAGUACUGAACCUGGGCAAUCUGCUGCUUCCCAAAGACCCACCCCAGCGUCUGCUGGCGUUCAGCUGAGCCCACAGACUGCUUCAAAUGGUGCUUCUACUGUUCCUCCUUCUACUCAGAAUGCCUCUGCUGCUCCAGGCUCUUCUACUGGUGAUGUACCAGGUGCUUCUAGUCCAGAAGGUUCCAGUACUCCAACUGAUGCUGUUUCUGGAGGCUCUCCUUCUGGAGGCUCUCCCUCUGUAGGCUCUUCUUCUGAAGGUUCUCCAGAUGCUGCUUCCCAAGCUACAUCGCCAGCUGCUGGUACUCAGGGAACUCCACAGACUGGUUCUACUCUCCAGAACGACAUGUCUACUCCAGGCUCCCCUGCUGCCUCUACUCAAGCUACCACCUCUCCAGCAGCUUCUGCUCCAAAUGAAGGUCCAGAAAGUGCUGCUCCUACUCAAGCUGCUCCAGAAUCUACUGGCAUUUCCACACAGAGACCAUCUACCCAAGCUGCUCCAGGCCAGGAACAACCCACUCAAGCUGCUCCAGGCCAGGAACAACCCACUCAAGCUGGGUCUCCAAACCAAGGCCCUGGUGAUGAUGAUGGCUCUUCUCCUAAGUCUACUGAUAACGAUAAUGGAGGAGCUUAUGCUACUGACUACGCUACUGCUUACGGUACUGAUCCUGCUAUUGCUAGUGCUUAUGCAUAUACUGAAGACGGUUAUGGUCAAGAGACUGCUGCCCAGGAUGAUCCAUUGCCAACAGAUCUGUCUGACCAGGAGACCGGUGGCUUCCCAGGCUCUUCUGGUGACUCUCCAAACGACGGUAGCUCCCCAGGUACUUCUGGUUCUGGACAAGGUGAAGAGCCUGGAGCUAACCAUACGGGCGGUGCUGGAGAGGACCCAGAACAGGUUCCUGGUCAGCCAGGUACUGACGGUUCUGGUGAUGUUCCAAACGACACUACUGACGGUAGCUCCAGCCCCGGCAGCUCAGGCAAUGACUCUGGAUCUGGUUCACAGGGUGGUCGUCCUGACUCUGGAGACGAUCAGGGUAGCACUGGCACUGACUCGCUGGAUGGACAAGAUGAUGGAACUAACGCUGGAAACAGUCCAGGCAACGCCCCAGGUGACGCCCCAGGUGACGGGAACAGCUCUCCACAAGAGCCAGGCAGCUCUCCAGGUAACCCUAGCGAUGGUUCUGGUAACCAGCCAUGGGGUGGUGAUGACAAUGGCUCUGGGAAUGGAAACCCUGGUAAUGGAAACCCUGGUAAUGGAGAACCUGGCAAUGGUCCUGAAAAUGGUCCUGGCAAUGGCUCUGGAAAUGGAAGUCCCGACUUCGACAGAACCACUACGGUGGUUGUAACCAAUGCUGGGUCUCCUACUCAACCAAAGUCACCCAACAGUGCUGCUCCACGUACAUCUACUGCUGCUGGUGCUCAAACAACUGCUGGAGGUCAGAAGACUGAUACCACUGCAGCUCCAGUGCUUCCUUCGUCUUCUGCUGGAGGUAUUGGAAAUAACAGCACUGUUCCAUUCCCAGCAAACUCCACAAUGCCUUCGAACUCCACUGGCCCUAUGACGACAUCCAACUCGUCUGCUCCAUUCACUCAGUUGUCCAGCACUUACUCUGAGCCUUCUUCUGAUGGUGCUCUUUACGGCUUCGCUUGGUUCUGA
Messenger RNA from Candidozyma haemuli, 2088 nucleotides. RefSeq lists its product as uncharacterized. The record is from RefSeq and is a predicted model, not a curated record. The coding region runs from base 1 to 2088 and encodes 695 amino acids. Lineage: Eukaryota; Fungi; Ascomycota; Pichiomycetes; Serinales; Metschnikowiaceae. The transcript has a single exon.